AUGGCGGCGGGGAACGAGUUCUUCAUGGACCUGGAGCUGGCGGCGGCGAUGGACAGGGCGGUCGCCGGGAACUACAACUACUUCAACCUCGCGAGCUCUGGCCUUGGCGGUGGUGUUUCCGCCGCCCAGUUCUUCCCCAUCAACCCUGCUGCUCAAGCCCACGCCGGAUCUGCCGCUCAUGGUGGCCACGGCGCCAUGGCUGCUCCCGCGACCUUCGGCUUCGGCUUCGGUGGCGGCGCUCUCCCCGUGGCGGCCGUGGCUGCGCCGGCCCCGCCCCUGCCCCCGCCGGCGGCCGCCGAGGAUGUGGAGCAGCUCAAGGGAACCUGGACCAAGGAAGAAGACGACAUGCUCAAGGCCGCCGUCAAUCAGCACGGCGAGCGGAAGUGGGCGCUGAUCGCGAAGCACCUCCCUGGACGGAUCGGGAAGCAGUGUCGGGAGAGGUGGAUCAACCACCUGCACCCAGACAUCAAGAAGGACCCGUGGUCCGAGGCAGAGGACCUGGAGCUGGUGAAUGCGCACAAGAUAUGCGGGAACAAGUGGUCGGUGAUCGCGAGGCGGCUCCCGGGCCGGUCCGAGAACAACGUGAAGAACCACUGGAAUGCCACCCGGCGCGGCCUCAAUGCCAAGCGCAGCCUCAAGAAGCGAAGCAGCGAGCGGCAGCCUGCACCCGGCAGGCUGUCCUACCUGGCCCACUACAUCAAAACCAUCCACCCUCCACCGCCAUCCUCCACUGCCGCUUCGCUCUCCCCACCGCCUCCGCCCGAGCAAGAGAACGAAGAGCAGCAGCUGCAAGCGCCGCAGGUCGACGCCGUGGAAGAAGAGCAGGACCCGGCAGCGGGCAAUGGCGAGAACAGCGGUAGUCCUACAGGAAUGCUUGGGGAUGAGUUCUCCUACUACUUCACUCACAUGCAGGUGCCGCAGCAGCAGGUGCAGCAGAGGCAGAUGAUGAACUACAACAUUAGCUACAACAACGUGUACCCGCUGCUCACCGCUGAAGACUACCAGAUGGGCCUCAACAGAACGUAUGCACAGCAGCAGGUGGCACAGGACCGUGGGUCGUCCUCCAACAAUGCAAGACUUGAUGGUGUGCUGAUGGGCAACAAUGCAGUCGGCGGAGGAGGAUUUAGCAGCUAUGGCUAUGGCGGAGGAGUUGGCCCCAGCAGCGUUGCCGGCCAGGAGGUCAAUGUGGCGCAGUUCGCGGCGGAGCCCGGCCAGUAUCAGGUGUUCAACCUGGAGGACCACCUGACGAGGUUCCCUUCAAUCUGA
Messenger RNA from Brachypodium distachyon (stiff brome), 1266 nucleotides. Its product is annotated as transcription factor MYB73-like. Bases 1 to 1266 code for a protein of 421 amino acids. Gene Ontology annotation, molecular function: DNA-binding transcription factor activity, RNA polymerase II-specific; RNA polymerase II cis-regulatory region sequence-specific DNA binding. Gene Ontology annotation, cellular component: nucleus. Gene Ontology annotation, biological process: regulation of DNA-templated transcription. The record is from RefSeq and is a predicted model, not a curated record. Lineage: Eukaryota; Viridiplantae; Streptophyta; Magnoliopsida; Poales; Poaceae. The transcript is spliced from 3 exons.